Molecule: messenger RNA, 2066 nt
Organism: Amoebophrya sp. A25
Lineage: Eukaryota; Dinophyceae; Syndiniales; Amoebophryaceae
Source: the annotation of a GenBank genome assembly
CUUAGGGUCAUGGUGAUCAUGCUUUCAAGCAGAAUGACGCCACAAGAAGAUAAUUUCUUUCACACACUACAAUUCCAAGGAGAUGUAUCUAUCAGCUAUUGGCAAUUACACCUUUACCGUUUGUCUUCAAUAGGUACAGUAUGAAUAUGAAAGAACUCAAGUAGACUGUAGACGCACGCCAACUUCCAUAGUUAUCGAGUUCUCUCUCUUUUCUUCUCUUUAGACUAACUUGUUGUUCACUAAUUCAAAAACUCAAAAAAAAUGCGUCCUGCUGCCAGAGCACAUGAAAUCGAUUCCGUGACGGCGGCGGCCGCCCACGGUGAGGCUGAGUUAGCCUUGCAACUGCUUCGACGCGGAUUCCCCGUAGAGCCUGAUGCAAGGGGCAGCACCGCUUUGCACUACGCAGCCUUCCAAUCGGAUCCUGGGUUCUUGGAACUUGUGCGACUCUUGUUGGGACUUCCUCCGAAUGCAGUCGAGGACGAGCUUGUAGAGGAUGCUGCAAAAACAUCGUCUACUCCUUCUGGAGUUCCCUCAACCACUUCUAUCGGAGAAGCAGAAAAGAAGAAAACCCAUGAUUUGCUAUUCCAUAGGAAUGAACUUGGAGAAACGGCGUGUCAUUGGGCAGUGAAAUUAAGAAUCACGACCUAGUACUAGAAUCUACGAACUGGUGUAGAGGUCGGGCACACGAAAAAAAGGUCUGGUACUAAAGUUUCUAGUGACUAUUAGAAGAGCAUGCUGAAGCUAUUGCUAUUCUUGCACAAGGCAGCUCUCUAAGGGUUCCAAUGCUCGUGACUUCUUCUAAUAUGAGCAGGUAAUGUGGCUGCCAUGAGGUGGCUCAUACGAGCAGAUGCAGGGAUACUUUGUGCCAGGGAUUCGGAGGGCCUUUCACCACUCAUAAUGGCAGCACAGUUGGUUAUGUUCCAAUGCGUAUAUUUUUUUCUGAAAUAUUUCACCACUCUUCAUACUAAUCAGUUGUGCCCUUUGUGCACUGAAGGAUGCUUCAAGUUUUGUAGACUGGUCUGCAUGAACAGUUGAUCCACUCAGGGAGUCAGCUACAUCUAACUUGUAUCAUAUCGAGUGCAUGGAAUGGAUGUAUCUUCAGGGCGCGAGCGUUGAAGAACAGGAUAACCUUGGUCGCACACCUUUGAUGUGGGCAUGUUAUCAAGGCCACCCACGCGCAGUCACCUACCUACUCUCACGUGCGGCUUCUGUUGCUUAAGGCUUUAAGAGUGGAGAGGCUUUUUGUUGUGAAGACGUUUUUGUUCACUUUAGAGCAAGGGUAUGAAUGAAGUUAUAAGUCAAAAUCGAUGAAAAACGGGUUUCAAAAUUUCCCUCGUCUUAUGUAUCCCUCUAUCUGGAAGCUGAGAUCGUCUUUUUUUAUGCUUCCACUCAUCACUCUAUACAUUACUGAGUGCCGUAACAAGUCAAAAUACAAUGUUCGCGCAUUCUGACGGACACGGGGGUCGGGUGAUGACUUCCUGAUCCACUCUAGUCGUGAAGAGUAAAACGUUUUUUCAUAUGAAACACCGCGACCACGAGGGAGCGACGAGUUUGCAUUGGGCCUCAAGACGCGACGCCAAGGAGAUCUGGGCAGGGGGAAGGGCCGUUGUGGAUUGGCUGAUCUCGGUCGGCGCCGUUUAUGAUGUAGUUUUCUGUGUGUGAGUGGGGAAAAAUGAAAGAGUCUCCAUGAAGAAAGAAUGCCACCAGUAGUUCUCGACUGCCACUUUUUUACUUCCAGAGAGUCUUGCUUUGUGGGCCUUAGAAGAAAGUGUCUACAGGCAAAUAAAGAAAUAUAGGCCUUAGAAACAAGUAAAAGUUCACCUACUUACAACUAAACUGAGCAUGAUAUAGAAACGGCGCAUUCCCUGCUUCUUGUCGACAUUCUUUGUUCAAUCAGUCGCCCCAGCAUUCUUUCAUGCUAUUUUGUUGAUAGAUAGUCGCCCCAGCGUUCUUUCAUGCUGUUUUGUUGAUAGAUAGUCGCCCCAGCAUUCUUUCAUGCUGUUUUGUUGAUAGAUAGUCGCCCCAGCAUUCUUUCAUGCUAUUUUGUUGAUAGAUGUUCCGGAUAG